Molecule: messenger RNA, 1558 nt
Organism: Olea europaea var. sylvestris
Lineage: Eukaryota; Viridiplantae; Streptophyta; Magnoliopsida; Lamiales; Oleaceae
Product: DNA mismatch repair protein MSH4-like
Exons: 3
Coding region: 1235-1543 (102 amino acids)
Source: RefSeq, a predicted model, not a curated record
GUUCCUCAAUAAGGAAGAAAGUCAUGCUUAAAUAUAUGAUAGAGGACUGCUAGCAAUGCAAGUUUCAAACAGCAUACAAAUUACAUUGCUUUGUAAAGAAAAUUUUUAAUUGUUGAAGACUUUCUCGACAUUAUAUUGCUAGCAGUUCUGCUGACUUUAUGCGUAAAGAAUUUAUGAGCAUAAUGGGUUUGUGUAAUAAAUCAAUACUUCUGUCUUAGAUGUAUGUAUAAAAAAAAUAAUAAAUGCCACAGCUUGGCAAUGGGAUCUUCAUCUCUGCCGAUGUAAGUUUAUGUGUGCCCACAGGAUAUGAUGCCAUGUUUGCCUUAUUGUAGAAAAAUCUGAUAUUUCUAGAUUGCUGCAGGACUAGACUUUUGCGAGCCAAUCUUUUGCAGCCUCUGAAAGAUAUUGAGACUAUAAAUGCUCGACUGGAUUGCUUGGUCAGUGUUGGCGUGGUCCUCAGUAACAGAUUUAAUCCAAACCUAUACUAUCUUUUUGAAUUGAAGAAGUAUUCUUGAAUAUUUAAUCAUGAAUGUAGCAUAAAAUCAACCCGGCUCUCCAGUAAUUGCCAAUAUGGAAAUUCUACUCUGUGGUGAUAAUACUUACCACUAUAGGAUUCACUCACCUAAACAAGAAUUAAUUAUGAAUGUUAUCCUACAAAAGGAGGGCGGCUUCGUUUGAUUUUUUAAGUUUAUUCUCCAAAGCUGGAAAAGAUGUACAACCUUUCUGAAAAAAAGAAAAAAAAAAAAAACCAUGAACUAGAAUGUAAGGUGGGGAAGUUUGAAUAAGAGUAAAUUCACAAUUUUAGCUGUAGAUGUAAUCAAAAUGACUGUUUAUGCUUAUCCAGUCUACUUACUUGCAAUUUUCUGCUGUUAUUCGAUUGCUUGUCCAUGAUUUAAUUUCUCAUGUUUAAUAAGUUUUGAUAUGUGUCUUAUGUAUUGAAAUGGGUUUUGCAUCAUCACAUAAGUCAACUUUUGGUUCUGCAUAUGAUGGUGGUACUUUGUUCUGUGACUUGAAAGACGUUAGUCUACGUUCUUCCCAUGUAAUCUUGUUUAUCCUCAAAUAUUAGAAUUUGAACUAUUCUGUUUUAUCUAAUACUUGUUUACAUGAACUAGCAAAUAAUAAGUUGACUAGUUCUAUAAAACUAAUUUUUCAUAUUUACAUGGUCCAUAAAAUAAAAAUGCAUUCUAUCAAGUCCUGAUUUGUUUUCAACCGAAUAUAACUCCAGGAUGAGUUGAUGAGCAAUGAGCAGCUGUUCUUUGGCUUGUCUCAGGCUCUUCGUAAGUUUCCAAAAGAAAUAGAUAGGGUUCUGUGUCAUUUCUGCUUCAAACCAAAAAGGGUUACCAAUGAAGUUUUGGCCCUUGACAAUUCACGGAAGAGCCAAAUUCUGAUAUCAAGCAUUAUUCUUCUGAAAACGGCUCUAGAGGCGUUACCAUUAGUGUCCAAGGUACUUAAGGAUGCUAACAGUCACCUACUUAUAAAUGUUUACAAGUCCAUAUGCGAGAAUGAAAAAUAUGCUUUCAUGAGAAAGAGGUAUAAUUUCUAGUUGCCUUCUUCUUUU